Messenger RNA from Prosopis cineraria, 1587 nucleotides. RefSeq names its product histone-lysine N-methyltransferase SUVR4-like. Gene Ontology annotation, cellular component: nucleus. The transcript has 8 exons. Gene Ontology annotation, molecular function: zinc ion binding; histone methyltransferase activity; protein binding. The record is from RefSeq and is a predicted model, not a curated record. Bases 1 to 1587 code for a protein of 528 amino acids. Lineage: Eukaryota; Viridiplantae; Streptophyta; Magnoliopsida; Fabales; Fabaceae.
AUGGCUUCCCAUGAAACUCCUAAUUCAAGAGUUGCCAAGGCCUUCAAUGCUAUGAACGACUUGGGAAUUUCUCAUGAUGAAGUAAAACCAGUGUUACAAAAGCUAUUAAAAUUGCAUGACGAGAAUUGGGAAUAUAUUGAAGAAGAUAACUAUCAAACACUUGUAGAUGCAUACUUUGAGCAUAAGGAAGAUAAGGAAUCAAAAGAUAAGAGAAAAGCUCUCAUUAGUCAUCAUGAUGGAGAAAGACAAACACAACCAUUGGCGAAUAAAGAUGAUGUGCUUUUUUUAACCACAAACAACUCAAGACAAAAAUUUACCAUGGAAGAGAAUGAAAUGCCUCCAAGUUCGUCUGAAGUUUUGACUAGAAAUCAUCAUAUCAAAUUGGUGUCAUCUCUGUAUCUGGAUUUAAACAGUGUCAUUAAUUCUGCACACAAUAAUAACCCCACAAGCAGCAAGGCUACUAUUGACAUUGCCUCUUCAGCUUUAGGAGAAGUGAAAAUUUUUUUAAACUGUGACCAUGCACUUGAAAACAAUGCAAACAUAUUGACAAAUGGACCACAACAAGCUAUUGCUCAAGAUGAGAAGUUAUUUCAUUUUCUUAGUGACAUAACAAAAGGUUCAGAAAAGGUGAAGAUAUCAUUGAUAGAUGAGUAUGGUAAGGGGGAAUUGCCAAAUUUUAAUUACAUGCCACACAAUCUAAUAUAUCAGAGUGCUAAUGUAAAUAUUUCACUGGCUCGUAUUGCGGAUGAAGGUUAUUGCUCAAAUUGUUCAGGAAACUGUCUUUCUCAAUCAUUACCUUGUGCAUGUGCUCAAGAAACUGGUGGAGAGUUUGCUUACACUCUUCAGGGCUUGCUGAAAGAUGAAUUUCUAACAUCUUGCAUGUCUAUGAAAAAGGAACCCCAAACUCAUCAAUUGGUGUAUUGUCAAGAGUGCCCACUAGAGAGGUCUAAGAAUGAAUGCAUGCCUGAGCAAUGCAAGGGGCAUCUAAUCAGGAAGUUUAUUAAGGAAUGUUGGAGGAAAUGUGGAUGUGACAUGCAGUGUGGAAAUCGAAUAGUGCAACGAGGUUUAAGAUGCAAAUUACAGGUUUUCUUUACUAGUGAUAAAAAAGGUUGGGGUCUUAGAACACUGGAAGAUUUGCCUAAGGGAUCCUUUAUAUGUGAAUAUGUUGGAGAAAUAUUAACCAACAUGGAGUUGCAUGAAAGAAUUAUGCACAAAAAUGGCAAUGACAAACAUACAUAUCCUGUGACCCUUGAUGCAGACUGGGGCUCAGAAGUUGUAUUAAAGGAUGAGGAGGCACUGUGUCUAGAUGCAACAUAUAAUGGAAAUGUUGCUAGGUUUAUCAAUCAUAGAUGCUCAGAUGCAAAUUUGAUGGAUAUUCCUGUUGAAGUAGAGACUCCUGAUCGCCAUUAUUAUCAUCUUGCCUUCUUUACUAACAAGAAAGUGAAUGUUUAUGAGGAGUUAACAUGGGAUUAUGGUAUUGACUUUGACGAUCAUGACCAUCCUAUCAAAGCAUUCCAAUGUUGUUGUGAAAGCCCAUUCUGCCGUGACAAGAAGCGAAAAGGUCAAUUAAAUAAUCUAAGUAUUUAG